AUUGUGGUUUUUCGGAAAUUAGGUUCUCUCUCAAUUCUCUUGCCUCUAUCUCUCUCUUCGGCCCUUCUCUCUCCAGAUCAAUCAGAAUUCGGAUCAACCCCUCAUUGUCCGUCUCUGAAAAUAAUUGAACAGAGAAAAUCCAAUGAUGCAGAAGUUGAGUCACUGCGAGAGGAAUACCAUCAAAGGGUUGCAACACUUGAAAGGAAGGUGUAUGCUCUUACAAAGGAAAGGGACACGCUUCGGCGGGAGCAGAAUAAGAAAAGUGAUGCAGCUGCUCUUCUGAAGGAAAUGGAUGAAAUAAUUAAUCAAGUUAUGGCUGAAGCUGAAGAGCUUUCAAAAAAGCAGGCUGCUCAAGAAGGACAGAUUAGGAAAUUAAGGGCUCAGAUCAGAGAGUUUGAAGAAGAGAAGAAAGGGUUGAUUACUAAACUUCAGGAAGGUGAUGCUGCUGUUGCCGUUUCUGAGGAGGUGAAGAACAACCAUGUAGAUGGGAAAACAUUGGACAAUGAGUUGGAGGUUGUUGAGGGAAUGAAGCUAGAUAGGGGCUACAUAUCCCCUUAUUUCAUCACCAACCAGAACAAUCAGAAAUGUGAAUUGGAAAAUCCUCUAAUCAUAAUCCAUGAGAAGAAAAUCUCAAGUAUUAAUGAUGUGGUUAAAGUAUUGGAGUUGGUUUUGCAGUUAUGAUUUCAGAUCUGUAGAUAACCUGUUGUUGCUGAUAUUGCUACACGGGAGGAGAACAGAACAAGUUGGAAAAUGUGCAAGAAGGGAGAGCUAACUCAUACAACGAAGAACAAAUUGAUGAAGUUAAGAUCAAAUUAGUAGAAUUUGUGAGCUCUCCAUUAUUUAUAAUUAUAGGUAGGAAGUAUGUAUGUAAUAGAGCAAAGAUUGGUUGACUAUGUAAUAACAAUUGAAUUGUCAAGUUUUAUGAAAGAAAUAAUUUUUGCUUCUU
Molecule: messenger RNA, 946 nt
Organism: Prunus dulcis (almond)
Lineage: Eukaryota; Viridiplantae; Streptophyta; Magnoliopsida; Rosales; Rosaceae
Product: chaperonin CPN60-1, mitochondrial-like
Exons: 8
Coding region: 289-681 (130 amino acids)
Source: RefSeq, a predicted model, not a curated record